This is a messenger RNA of Soboliphyme baturini, 936 nucleotides long. The record is from the annotation of a GenBank genome assembly. Lineage: Eukaryota; Metazoa; Nematoda; Enoplea; Dioctophymatida; Soboliphymatidae.
AUGACCCUGACGUCGACAUUCAACCAUUGCUUCUGUGGCUGCGGCCAUGGCUGCAUUCGCCGACGGCCGAUUACCAUCUUUUACACCUUUUGCUUAUUGAUACUAAUCUACAUAGUCUACCAGAUCAGUAACCAGUACCAAAACGAUGGAAUGUACAUAUACCAGCACUUGACUCUGGAUGUAAAGCCUAGCUGUCUGGCUACAGCUUCUGCUACCGAUGCACUGAUACAGCUGGGCACGGCGAAUUUGACGGAGAGCGCUUUUCUGUCGAGGAAGGAGGCGAAGGUUUUGCUGUUGGUCGAAUCGCAGUACUCGACGAUCGGAAACCAGGUGAAGACGGUUUUGAAUUAUGCUAAAAUCGCGUACAAGGUGCAGUUAGUGCGUAAGAACCUUCCGUCGUUGACCAACUUGAAGAAGGGCCGCUAUGCGGUGAUUAUCUUCGAAAACCUUUACAAGUAUUUGAAUCUGAACGAGUGGAAUCGACAGUUGCUGCACAAGUACUGCAAGGAGUUCCGCGUCGGUUUGGUGGCGUUCAUGCCGAGUCGUAUGGAGCAGCGCUACGAACGGGCUAAGGUACGCGGCCUUCCACUGUUCAUCUACCAGAAGCAGACGGUGCUGAACGUCACGUUGAAUGCUAACAGUUCUAUUCUGUACAUGACCGCUGCGUCAUCGCACACCACGACUACUGCCCCCAACGCAUCGAAACCGCACGACGACUGGGUCGGCUUUAUCCCGCACCACCCCAGCUUUGAGACGGUGCUCACCGGCCAUGGCUACUUUACAAAUUCUACUCACACUGUUUACAACUCGUACGCCGUCGUGCUGUUAGAUAGAGGUCUUUUGGACGGCGUUCGGAAACUGUUUUUUGGAAACGAUUUUGACGCGUUCUGGUUGUUGAAAAUGCUUUUCCUUGAUGGCCUGAAAUAUUUGUCAUAC